AUGAAAAUUAAAAAGACGUCUUCCAAAAACUUGCUCCUUUGUGAGCUCAUCAAACGACUUGAAACAGAUGGAGAAGACCACAUCCCUACACUUGUUCAGAAACUCAUUCGCUGGCCUUAUCCCAGAGGUGAUUUAUUCUAUUGGGUUGCUGUCUUGGACAGAUUUGAUAUCAUCUUGAACAGAAUCUGUACAGACUACAACCUAAAAGAGAUUCAAACAAAGUCCUUUUAUGAACAAGACAAGCAACUCUUAUUAUCUAUUAUUGAAUUAUCUCGCACUUUGUUUGAAAACUGUACAAAUAGAAAUAUUUACAACUCUUAUGAGGCAAGUAAAGAUGAACAAAAGAAGACAAUCUUACCUUCUUUAAUAGCAUAUGUUUAUGUUAUUGAAUACAUUUGA
Messenger RNA from Gilbertella persicaria, 399 nucleotides. RefSeq lists its product as uncharacterized. The coding region runs from base 1 to 399 and encodes 132 amino acids. NCBI's taxonomy places the organism in Eukaryota, Fungi, Mucoromycota, Mucoromycetes, Mucorales, Choanephoraceae. The record is from RefSeq and is a predicted model, not a curated record. The transcript is spliced from 2 exons.